Prorocentrum cordatum is the source of this 1609-nucleotide messenger RNA. The record is from the annotation of a GenBank genome assembly. NCBI's taxonomy places the organism in Eukaryota, Dinophyceae, Prorocentrales, Prorocentraceae.
UAGGUCUCUACCUUUCCUGCCUCCUCUCUCUCGUCUCAGUCUCUCUCACUCUCGUCGCGUGCUGCGUUGCGCUCUUCUGGCCCGUUGCAACGAUUUGCACUGUGAUUGCAUCGUUUGGGUUAUUUCGCCAUGACCCCCACCUCGUCGCCAUCGCACGUAGGUAGUCCAGAUACAGAAGUUCAACACAUGCGUUGCAAACCUUGCGUCCGUAGCCACAUUUGGGCUCGGUCAGGUUUUUGUGGCUACGGCAGUGUAUCGUAACACAUGGUUGGGGUGAAAGCGUGGAAUGCUGGCCACGCUGCAGAUGACCUCGUGCCUGUUUUCAAAAAAACGUUUGCGCACCACCUGAAUCAUGGCGGCUGGGUCUACAGUUCUCUAGACAUGAAAAAGGGGAUCAAUAUUGAUGAGAUGAAGGAGUUUGCAACGGAGCUGGAGGACCUCAUCAAAUUAGAUCCUCGGGGAGGGCACUUCCUGCAAAAAGACGUGCACGAGGCUAUCAAACGACUAUCAGUUGAAGAUUCUUCGAAGGGUUUGUUCGACUCGUACACCCAGGUGAAGGGCCACGAGGACAACGAACACACAAUAUCACUCAUUGCGUACACAUACAGAGUGGUGCUUUCCCACGUUCGAGAAAAAUACGAUGCCUUCACCAAGAUCGAUCAGAACGCUGCCACAACACAUCCCGAGUGGCUUCGGUCACUAUACUCGCACAUGAAGGACGUCGUCAACGAGCCUCCCAGAAUGUCGCCCCAGUAUCCGAGGAAGAAGCAUCCUCUACCUGCUUUUCGGCUGCCAGAUGAAGAUGAAGAUGAUGAUAACAAACCUGUGACGGUUCUGAAACAAAUCGAGAUGACAGCCACGGAGGCGAUGGCGGUCAAGCUUCUCAGCGACGGGUGCAAGGUCAUUGCUUCGUCCUAUUCCGCAGGCGAUGGUGGAUUCGCUAUUGCCAGUUGGGGAGGUUCCGAAUCCUGGGUUACAACGAUUCCAAAUCAAUACAUUGCAGAUGAUGGCAAGCAGUUGAAGCGCCCACAGCCUUUUGAAGUGCCUCCUGAACCCAGGCCAAAGGGAAAAGGACAAGCAAAGGCGAAGGGGAAGCCACACAUGAAACGGCCAGCUGCUGCUGCAGAGGCCGAUGUCCGAGUCAAGCGCCGCCCAGCAGCAGUCAAGCACAAGCCAGCGGCUGCCUUCGCAGUUCUACAUCCCGCUGAUGCAGCAGACGUUCCAGAGGAGGCGGCUGCGGGAGAGGAGGAGGAAGAGCCUGAGGAGGAUGCUCCUGCCGCCGCUGAGGGAGCCCCAGUGAUCGACCUGAGCGUGAUUCCCCGUGAGCUCCAUCCCCCAGGGCCACUGGAAGGGAAGAAGUCUUGGACUGUGAAGCCGUUCGAUGGGCCCUGCACCGUGUCCGUCCUCGCAACCAAGAGCGCAUUCUACAUCAACGGAGUGGCUGAGAUCCCGAAGGAGCUCUCAGACCUCGAGCUGGUCUGCAAUAAGAAAGGCGAUCUGAAUGUCGGUUGGGGUGAUGAUAUUGGCGCAGCCUGGGCCGUAGUCAAAGCAGUUGUCAUGCAUACGAAUCUUCUCAUAGAGAAAGACAUGUGAGCUGCACGUGGGCCCG